Molecule: messenger RNA, 1296 nt
Organism: Carya illinoinensis
Lineage: Eukaryota; Viridiplantae; Streptophyta; Magnoliopsida; Fagales; Juglandaceae
Product: chloride channel protein CLC-a-like
Exons: 4
Coding region: 80-760 (226 amino acids)
Biological process (GO): chloride transport; transmembrane transport
Cellular component (GO): intracellular membrane-bounded organelle; plant-type vacuole membrane
Molecular function (GO): nitrate:proton symporter activity; voltage-gated chloride channel activity
Source: RefSeq, a predicted model, not a curated record
ACCAACAAACGCACCGCCAACCAACUUCAGGGCUUUUAAUAUCUUCUAAAACUUCACUGUCCUAACUCGUAUUGUUCCAAUGGAGGAAGAGUCUAGCCAAGUUACAGCUGCAAAAGCCACCCGCAACAUGGAAGGGGAAGUAGAUGAAGAAGAAAGAGACCCAGAAAUCAACCCAGUAAACCAGUCACUUCUUAAGAGAAGCCGGACGCUUUCCUCCACUCCACUAGCCAUGGUUGGAGCAAAAGUUUCCUAUAUUGGGAGCUUGGAUUACGAGAUCAAUGAGAACGAUCUAUUCAAGCAUGACUGGAGGAGCAGAUCCAAUGUCCAAGUGUUGCAGUAUGUAUUCUUGAAGUGGACACUGGCAUUCCUUGUUGGACUUCUUACUUGUUUGAUUGCUACCCUCAUCAAUCUUGCAAUUGAGAACAUUGCUGGCUACAAGCUUCUUGCUGUUGUUCACAUGAUUCAGAAGAAAAGGUAUUUGAUGGGGUUCAUCUAUUUCACUGGGGCUAAUCUACUUUUGACUAUGGUAGCUGCUUUCCUGUGUGCAUGGUUUGCACCAACUGCAGCAGGGCCUAGAAUACCUGAAAUCAAAGCUUAUCUAAAUGGAAUUGACUCCCAACAUGUUUGGCGCUACAACAUUAAUUGUCAAGAUAAUUGGAAGCAUUGGAGCUGUCUCUGCUGGACUAGAUCCAGGAAAAGAAGGGCCCUUGGUACACAUUGGCGCCUGCUUUGCUUCUUUACUAGGCCAAGGAGGGCCUAGUAAUUACUGGCUUAAAUGGCAUUGGCUUCGCUACUUCAACAACGACAGGGCCCGCCGUGAUCUUGUAACCUGUGGUGCUUCAGAUGGAGUCUCUGCUGCUUUCAGAGCCCCAGUGGGAGGUGCACUCUUUGCUCUUGAAGAGGUUGCUACAUGGUGGAGGAGUGCUCUCUUGUGGAGGACAUUCUUCUGCAUGGCAGUUGUGGCGGUGGUGCUCAGGGCUUUUAUUCAGAUAUGCAACUCUGGGGAAUGUGGACUUUUUGGUACAGGAGGCCUUAUUAUGUUUGAUGUGAGCAAUGUUAUUGUUAGAUAUCAUGUGAUGGAUAUAUUCCCAGAGGUUGUAAUAGGAAUUAUUGGUGGAUUCUUAGGAGGCCUUUACAACUAUGUGCUUUACAAGGUGCUCAGACUCUGCAAUCUCAUAAAUCAGUAAGCAUCAUAUCCAAUUUAAUUCUUGUUACUAUAAUGCAGUCCGGUAAGUAGAGAGUGAAACUUGAGCUUAACGUGAGGUUAGAGAGAACCCAGACUCAAAAUAUUCAACC